Gymnodraco acuticeps is the source of this 4407-nucleotide messenger RNA. RefSeq names its product glypican 5a (gene gpc5a). Gene Ontology annotation, cellular component: plasma membrane; extracellular region; cell surface. The coding region runs from base 267 to 1979 and encodes 570 amino acids. The record is from RefSeq and is a predicted model, not a curated record. Gene Ontology annotation, biological process: cell migration; regulation of protein localization to membrane; positive regulation of canonical Wnt signaling pathway. NCBI's taxonomy places the organism in Eukaryota, Metazoa, Chordata, Actinopteri, Perciformes, Bathydraconidae. The transcript has 9 exons.
ACCGCCUUCGCUCCGGGUCCAGCUAACUUGGACAACAUGCCGCUGUGUAACAGACUCCUCACACCGCUGCAACUUUCACUCCGUCAGCCUGCACUGAAAUGAUGAUCCGCAGCGUUUCCUCCACACAAACGCCACAUGGUCGACGACGCUGAGUCCUGAAACCUGAGAUGUGGACGGGACUCACCUGAGCUGCCCGAAGGUUCAGAAGAAACCUUAACUUCCAAACAAGCGUCUUUUUGUGGCGUAUAACCCUGGAUUUGGUUAAAAUGGGUGUGCUGCUGUGGACGAACUGCGUUUUCUUGCUGGCGUGUGGCUCUGGAUUAGGGUUUGGCAGCCCCAACAGAUGCGAUGAAGUGCGGAAAGUUUUCCAACUCAAACAAAUUGGACCAAAUCAAUUAUUGCCUUUGAGCCCCAGACCAGGUUCAGACCUUCAGGUGUGCAUGUCCAAGAACCUGACCUGCUGCACCAAAAAGAUGGAGGAGAAGUACCAGGUGGCGGCCCGGAGAGACAUCCAAAACCUCCUGCAGACGUCCAGCUCCAGCCUCAAGUUCCUCAUAUCGCGCAAUGUGGCAGCUUUUCAAGAGACCUUUGAGGCUCUGAUUUGGCAGGCUGAGAAUCACACCAAUGUGGUUCUCCAGGCGUCGUACCGCAGCAUGGCUGAUCAGGCUGUUGGCCCGGUGCGGGAACUCUUCACAGACAUCAGUCUCUUCCUGCUGGGGUCUGAGCUCAGCGUUGAUGACUUGGUGCAGCGAUUCUUUGACGCACUCUUCCCACUGGUCUACAAUCACCUCAUCAACCCUGGCCUCAGCGACAUAUCACCGAGCUACGCUGAGUGCGUGAGGUCGUCCAGGCGGGAUGUGAGACCGUUUGCCGCGGCGCCCGGCCUCCUGGCUGAUCAAAUCGCUCGCUCUGGGGUGUCUGGGAAACUUCUGAUUCAGGCACUGCACCUGGGCAUUGAGGUCAUAAAUACAACAGACCACUUACAGCUGAGCCGCGAGUGCAGGCGGGCCCUGCUCAAGAUGCACUACUGUCCUCACUGCCAGGGCUUAACCCAGUCCAAGCCCUGCAUGGGUUACUGCCUCAACGUGAUGCGAGGCUGUUUGGCAAGCAUGGCAGAGAUCGACAGCCACUGGAGAGAGUUCGUCCACUCGCUGGAGGGCCUGUCAGCACGGAUGCAAGGGCCUCAGGAUUUGGAGCAAGUGCUUCUGGGAGUUCACACGCUGCUUCAUGAUGCUGUCGGACAUGCCCAGAAAAAUGGGCCUCGCCUCUCUGCACAGGUGCACAGACUGUGUGGCACACCGAGCAGAAGGCCUGCACAGUCAGUCAGCCUCCAGCACAGCAGCCGGGACUCCAUCCCUCUUAAAGCUGCUCUCAGUGGAUCCGGGGACUCGCUGGCUGUGAGGAGGAGGGACUUUCUAAACAGCUUACGCCUCUACCGUACGUUCUACGGUGGCCUGGCCGAUCAGCUGUGUGUGAGUGAGCUGGCCUCCGGUGACGGGCAGGCCUGUUGGAAUGGAACCGACAUCGUAAAAAGCUACACCCUCCGUGUGGUCGGCAACGGGAUCAAGGCUCAGAGCGCUAACCCUGAGGUCAAAGUGAAGGUAGCAGACCCUGUCAUAAAUCAGAUCAUCGACAAACUCAAACACAUUAACCAGCUGUUGCAAGGGAAGUCCAUUCCUAAACUGGGGUCACUGGACCAGAUAGAAACAGGAAGUGGAGACGCAGAUGGACGCUACAGCGGCGACUGUGAUGAUGAGGACGGCUGCGGUGGUUCGGGGGGCGACGAGGUGAAGAGGAAAGUCCCCAGAGUCUCCAAAUUGAGUCCAGAUGUGACCAGCGAUCAAAAACAUCGUCAUCAUAAUCAUCAUUAUCCACGUGCCGAGGACUCAGCGAGGGAGGGCCGAUCCAGGAGCUUUGGACUGACAGGGGCCAUCUGGGUGUUGAUAUUGCCUUGUUUACAUAUGCUCCUGGCCUUGUAACAGCUGCCUUUUUGCAGCAUGAAACUUUCAAGGCUUCAUUUCAAGCUUAUUUAUCCAGAAAUAAAAGGGCCAGGGAAGGUUACAAGCCCCAAUAUGUAACGGAGUACCACUUCCACACAGUGCAGGACACGGUAGGAGUGACCACUAACGGUUGUGUGGAAAUUGGAAGACACUGAUGGCUUAUUUUAAACAAAUGGUUCAGCUUUGCCAAUAUUCAUUUUUUUAAUCUGACAUUCAUUAACACUAUAAAAGGACUUAUUUAUAACAGACAAUGUCAAGUUUAAGUAAAACAUACUGUAUGUUCUAAAAGUUUGUUAUUAAUUGAAUUGUAUUUCUACACAUAAUAUAUGAUUUGUAGAUGCAGGUAAUACAUCUUUGUAGUGGGGUUUUAAACUACUGUGAACACUUCUGUGAAAGAAGUCAAGUAAUUUUUUUUAAAAAAGGCUCUUUAAGAGGUUAACUCUUACAGUUGCAAUAUUUGUACAAGCCCAAAAUAAAAUGGCCUUUUAUUCUUCAGACAUAAAACAUAUAUAUAUAUUGUUACUUACAAACACUGUUUCAUUUGAAAGUGGUUCAGAUCAUUGUAGAAAUCAUUUUGGAUAUUUAUGUUCUUAUACAUGUUGAGACAUUGGCCUCUCUUCAAUUGUAAUGGCACAGUUUUGUCCAGUGUUCAUCUAAUUGUGAUAUUGCAGUUCCAAAAUGGACCUGUAAAGCUUUCGCUGAGAAUAAUUGUUAAAGGAGAGGUGAUGGCAGGUUGGGGCAAGUGAGAGAAUUCAUACUCCUUUCUUCUUUUAGGAAUAGAUUAGCUCCUUCCGGAGUCUUGGGUCUAUUAUCACCUUUCAAACUCAAUCCUCCUCUGCCUUCAUGGCCUGGAUGGGAGCUGAUAGCUCCAGGAGCCACUGGUGAGGAAGAAUCCAAUUGCUCCCUCCCAGCACCUGACUGCGUGUUGCUGGCAGCUCUAUGGGCAGGGAAACAGAAAAAGAUUGCUUCACAUAUGCCCUGUAUGUCUAGUCAAUGGCAGAGAGAGAAAAGUACUCAAAAUGUGUUUUCGUAUGCUGCAAACUGCUUGUAUGGCUGAGAAAAAAAUCCUAUUCAGAUCCUGAAAAAAGCUAAAAUAAAAUCUUUAAAAACCAAUAUCACUUUUCAUUUACAUUUAAACAUACACAUAACAGAAAUAAAUAAAUAAAAAACAUUAAAAUCUGGUACUGUAAAUAGACAACGGUACAAUUACUACAUGUUUGACCAUAUUCGACAUGCUCUACUUCUUCACGUCGCAGUUAUCAUUUAUAAACGAAUUCAUGGUUUAUAAAUGAUAACUUAAUUAAUUGAACUCAAUCAUUUUUACUUUCCAUUGAAUCUACUGUAAUGUCUUGUAUUUAAGGCUUAAUCUUUGAGGGUGAGAUUCCUCUAUGACAAAAGUCACUGCUUGACAACCGUAACACAAUUUUAACUUACAUUUAUAACAACCAAUUAUAGUUGGCACCAUCCAAGUCAGCUACUGUCAUUUGAAAAGCUGUGUUAAUGACACUAUUAAAGAAUAGUGUUCAGACUCACACUCAGCAGAGACAUUAGCCUUUAGGCUAAGUAUAAGAUGUCAGGUAAUACCGGUUCUUCUGUACUUAAAGGAAAGGUUCAACUUGAUGUCUUAUGUGAUUAUUAUAACAAUGACAGUUAUCCAAAGAAAGGAGGGGGGGGGCAGAUGCUGCUGAUGAGGAUGAGCAAACUAACCACCUUUGACAAGGUGUCAUCCUGCUGGUAUUUCAAUGUGUCAGUACCUCUUGAUAAACAUCAUUCUUUACCCUCUGCUUUUUUGUUCUAAAAGUAAAUGUGUUGAUUAAAAAAGUUGUUACCAGCGCUGUGUUUACCCAGGUUAUUAUCACAACAUUGGUUUAAUUGUAACAUCCUAGGUUUUUCAGUUCAACAAUAUUGCAAAAAAAGUCAGACAUUGCAACAAACAACCAGACAGGUUUAAAACAAACCCCUGAGAGUUACACUUGUUGAAAUGGAAAAUAAAGGCAAACUGUAAAAUCAAUCCCAGUUUACAAACUUCCUAGUUAAACUUUUAUGGGGCAUUCUAGAUAUAUAAUAACUCUCUGAAAUUCGGCUCAACUCAAUCUGAAGCCUGUUUUCCUGCAGGAUCUUGAGGCUUUGGGUUGUCAUUUGUCCGUUUGCUGAUUUAGAUUAACACCCUCAACUCUUUAUGGGGUAUCCCCCCCAGGCCUGCUGACAGAAUUAAUCCAGAGUUUGUUUUGUUUUCUUGUGGCUUUAAAAUGAUUUCCUAUCCGAUAUAAAUUACAGCUUUUUCCUUGGAAUGUGUGAGUUCUCUGUAUAACGUAAAUAUACAACUUAACCAGAGAUGGGUGUAUAUUUAUGUCCUGCCUAUUCUUUAAUAUAUAUUAGAUGACAUGUGAAUAUUUUUUUUUUUAAA